Messenger RNA from Pyrgilauda ruficollis (rufous-necked snowfinch), 673 nucleotides. RefSeq names its product apoptotic chromatin condensation inducer in the nucleus-like. Bases 368 to 658 code for a protein of 96 amino acids. The record is from RefSeq and is a predicted model, not a curated record. Lineage: Eukaryota; Metazoa; Chordata; Aves; Passeriformes; Passeridae. The transcript is spliced from 2 exons.
AAUUUUUAUUUUUAUCUGGAUUUAUUUUUUUUUUUUCGGAGUUUUUCCGGAAAUCGCCGAACUUUUCGCGGAAAUUUCCGAACUUUAAUCGGAAAAAACCACGAAUUUCUCCGGAAAUCUCCGAACUCCUCCGACACCGGAAACACCCGAGGAGCCACGGGAACAACCGAACCCCUUCCGGAAACACCCGAAGAGCACCGGAAACACCCGAAGAGCGGCCGGCAACGCACGGAAUACACCGGAAACACCCGAAGAGCCGCCGGGAAGCCACGAAACCUUCCGGAAACACCCGAAGCGCCGUGCGGAAGUUGCCGAAGCGCCCGUCCGGAAGCGUCCGAAGGCGCAGCGCAAGCGGCGCCACACCAAGAUGGCGGACGGGGAGGAGGUGACUCUGGACGGGCGGCCGCUCCAUCUGCUGCGCGUCGCCGACCUCAAAGCGGCCCUGGAGCAGCGAGGGCUCGCCAAGAGCGGCCAGAAGAGCGCCCUGAUCAAGCGGCUGCGAGGGGCGCUGAUGUUGGAGAACCUCCAGAAGCACUCGAGCCCCCACCCCACCUUCCAGCCCAACUCCCAGGUGAGACCCCCCCAAAAUCCCCCAAAUUCACCCCAAAAUCUCCGCAGCCUCCCAAAAUUCUCGGGAACCCACCCAAAAUUCCCUUAAAUUCACCCAAAAUCG